AUAUAUUAUAAUCCACCCAAUUAAAUAUGUCCUUAGAUGUCUAACAGUAACGACCACCUCCACUUCUUAAGGUACACCUACAUUCUAUUUUAGAGAUGCUCUAACAGCAAUAACCACUAUUUCUUUUUAAUCAAAUUUUUAACUGCCACAUUCCAGAUUGAUCCCAUCAAAAUAGGAAGGAAACAAAAACAAAAUAGUAGACAAGUCCUAAAUUGCAGGAUCUACCUACGUUGUCAGCCAAAAAAAAAAAAAAGUUUCUAAAAAUGACUUGACCCAAAAACACAUAUUUGUAAAACAAAAACAAAGAAAACUAGCCAUUUUGAUUGGUUUCCAUUUCUAGAUGAAGUAAAAUCUCUACCCUCACUACACCUCCAUUUCUGUCCCACAAUCUCUGGGAAUUUCAAUACAAUGUCGCAUGUGAAAAGAAGCAUUUCUGGCUGAUUGAGUCAGAUACAUAAAUUCCUUCAUAUUUUUUCUACUUUUGAUUUCAUUUUCAUGGUCUCCUCUUAGAAUCAAAAAAGGGAGGAAAUUAAACAAUAUAUUUUGAUUCUAUUUUGAUCUAUCCUCUUCAAGAGUUUAAUUAAAAAAUACAUGAAAAAGUAGAACAUUAAGAGGGAUCAAGAUGAAUCUCGAUGCAAAGGGCAUCCAAGUUUGUAUGCGAAAAGUUCUUAAUUUUUUCAAUAUAUCUUGUUGUACAUUCAUAAAAAAAUACCCAGUAGUUUCGGGUAUUUUGUUUUUGUUCUUCCUUCUGUACAUGUUUAUUCCUUCUCUCUUCACUUUUCUAGUUUUCUCUUUGCCUAUUCUUAUCUUCAUUGUUGUGGCUUUUAGAUUAAUUUUCAAUAUUCAUCAACAAAAUUUAAAAAAUGCCAGAGGUCAAAAGAUGAAUUGUGAGAUUUCUUCUCAGAUUCCCAAUUCUGCUGAAGAUGAUUCCAUUACCGCCAAGAAAGAGAACUCUUCUUGUGUACGACCUCUAUCAGUUAGACGACGAUAUGCCAAAGAGAAAGACAAAGAAGUUAGUGUGCAGGAGGGUGUGAAGAAAAAAGACAUGGUUUCUUCAACAAUCUCCUAUGAUGAUUUGGUUGAUAAAACUGCUCUGAUAGAGGAAAACCUAAAAGAAAUACGAGAAGUAAAAGUAGAUUCAAUGAUUGAUCAUACUGAAAGUUCGUCUACUGCUUCUCAGCGAUUAAGGCCAGAGUGUCCUGAUGACUCUGAAGAAACGACUGACAAAUUCAGUGGUGGUGGAGGUGAGCUAGAGGCAGAGAGUUCAGAUGAUGCAGAAGACGAUGAUGGAGAAGAGACACAAGAGGAUAGAAACAAGGCUGUAGAAUGGACAGAGGAUGAUCAAAAAAACCUUAUGGAUCUUGGAAUUUCAGAGAUUGAAAGGAAUAAGAGGCUAGAAGGUCUGAUUGCCAAACGAAAAGCAAGGAAAUUAUUGAGUAUACAGGUCAGAAAAACACUGAUGAACUUGGGCAACAAUAACCCUCGCAGCCAAAUAGCUAAUAUUUUGAUACCAAGAGGUAACCCUUUUCCUGCCAACAAUUUUAGUGAGCCUCAGGUUUCACCCACCCCCAGUUCAGCUCCUUCUGUUUUGUUACCAAUGCACAACCCUUUCGACCUUCCUUAUGCUCCUCAAGAGGAAAAACCCAAUCUCACUGGGGAUGAUUUUGAAGAAGAGUUCAUAUCAACUCAACAAAAAGACAUGAUAUUCUGCAGGCACGAGAGCUUCAGUUUGGGGGCUUUUUUUCCAGGGCCAGGGGAAUUUGAUCAAAGUCGAUGUGAAAAUUUUUAUCAUAACUUUGGUACCAGACACAGGACUGAAUGCUCCAGAUUAAGAAAUCAAACAGAUAAGGAAGGUACCAACCAAAUAAUUCAAACAAAAUCAAUUCAAGAAGGUAAGCCCAUGUAUAUUAACAAUUCUUAUAAUCAUUCUAGACAACAAGGCCAAACCUCUGAACAAGUGCUUAAUUUGGUUGAUGUUCAUUAUCAAGAGGAUAGAAGUGAAGUUCACACAGAGCCAAGAUUAGUCAAAGAUGCCCUUGGCGGGUCAAGCUCAUUACCUUCUUCAGAAGUGAAUGUACCAAUCUCCAUGGCUAACAAAGAUGAAACAUUGAAAUCCCUUAGUUUUUCAGUUCUGAAGAAUAUAGCUGUAGAUAAAGAGGACAAUGCUCGAAGAAAUGAGCUUUUGUAUGAUAGUAGUCCAUCUUCAUUUGAGAAGAAAAGACCUCCUGAGGAAUGCUUAUUUUAUGUAGAUGGGUUAGAUCAUACCCGUUCACAUUCCAUGGCUUCUGACUUGCAAGUGGAGGUGUCUGAAGUUAGUUCACCAGCACAGACAAUAGAUGGUAUCACUUCACCUUCGGAUGGAGAAUUUAUGGUGUAUGAUGUGGAUGUGGACACGGAAAAGAAGACAACUUCUAGCGGUGAGGAAAUGUGGGCUGCCUCACCUAACCUAUCCAGAGUAGAAGAAAAUGAGUUAAAAUCAAAAUACGUAAAUGAGGUUAGUGAGCAAGAUAUUAUAGAAGUCGGAUUUUCAAGUAUCAACAAAAAAUCUGAGGAUCCAGCUGAAUCAAGCGUGUUGCCAGAAAAAGUAGUUAAACAAGAUUUACCUGAGAACAGUCAAACCCAUGCAAUGGAUUUCAAUGACAAAGUGUAUGAAAAUGUCCAACCACCCAGUACUUCUUAUUCUUCCAAGGCAAUAUUAACUGAAAACUUGGCUUCAUCAACACUUGAAAAUACACAACAAUCGACUGAGGAAUCAGAGGCUCGCUCAUCUCAUUGUGGCGAUUCUCGGAAACUAGAGGAACAACCAUCUUCUUUACCAGAGACAUCUGCUCGGGAGGUGAACAUUAUUUACAAUAUGAACGAUCAAGCAGCCUUAACUAAUGACGAUAAAGAAAUCUGGGGAUUUAUCAAAGACACAUAUGGCGAAGCCCCCAUAUUGAUCAAGCGAGAGGCUCCAAGGGACCAAUCAGUUCCUAACAAGAAAAAUGAUGCAAAAUUUACUGAGCUUAUCGAAAACAAUUCUGGAGAUCCAAAAAAUGAUCAUUCAAAGUCUACUAAAUAUUACGAAGGAGAAUUACAAAACCAAAGUGAACAAAAACACACUGCUGAGGAUUCAAAUUUGAUUGGGAAUAUGAAUGUCCAAGAUAGAAAAGAUGAACAAGGAGUUGCAGACAUUGGAUCUUCUAGGCCUAACCAGAAUUUUGAUGAUCCCACUAUAUCAAGCAUACAACUAGAAAUGGUAGGUGAACAAGGUCCUAACAAUUCAAGUUCAUCAUUGUCUCCCAUUUCCAUGACAAAGGAUACACUGCAUUUGACAGAGGGUCCAGUAACAUAUCCACCUAAUGUUAGAGAUCCUGGAAAAUUAUUGGAGCCAUGUAUCCCUCCUGAGAAUUCUAUACGGGAGUUGAGCAUAAUUUCUGAUAUGAAUGAUUCAAAAGUCCCUAUGAACCAUGAUAUCGGAAACUUGAAAAUAGUUAAAGACAUAGGUAUUCAAGAAACCAUUUCAAAUCCUAUCGUUUAUAAUGAAGGCCAACAUGAGCAACAUGGUGAAAGCGAGAUUUUGGAGUUGUAUAAAUUGGAUGAGCAAAUUGAUAAUUCAAAGUGUUUUGAAGAUUUUGAAGCAGAGCUUGAAAAGGAAGCUAAACAUAAGGGCAUUGUUGCACCAUCAAGGCCACUUAAGAAAACAGCUAUUUGGGAAUCAAAGAACGAAAGAGAAUGUGAACAAGGUGAAGUUGAUGUUGAAUUUUCUGGGGUCAACCAGAGUUUCAAUAACCUUAUUCCAUCAACCAUGUUACCAGAAUUGGUGGUUGAACAAGUUCCUAUUGCAUUAAGUUCAUCUUCAUCUCCAAAAUCCGAAACACAAAAAAUGGUUUCAGUGGAUCCAACCCCCUCAUCAAAUAUUGAUCUAGAGAUGCACCUGAAGGUCCAAAAACGCAAUGAAGAGCAGGAACCAUCAAAUCUUCCUAUGAAGUCUACACAAGAGUUGAACUACAUUGAUAGUGUAAAGGAUUCACAAGUCCCCGCAAAUGAUGAGAUGAAAAAUUUGAAAACCACUGAUGACACAAAAAGUGAAGUCCACGGAUUGAUCAAGGAAGAAAAUAGUGGGGUUGUCUCAAAAAUGUCUGAGGAAGGUAAAUCAAAGUCUAUUGACACCAACUAUAUGGAAGUCCAAUCCGGGAAAAUGGAUGAGAAUCAAACCAUCUUGGAGUCACAUGAUCCAACUGAGCACAAUGACAAUUUAAAGAGUUCCAAAAAGUUUGAAGGAGAGUCUUUAAAGUUGGCUGAAUGUAAUAACACAACAGAAACUUCGAAACCAAUUGGAAACACUGACAUUUUGGAAUCAACUCAAGAGCAUGUACAAGAAACUGUAGUUGGAAUAUCUGAGGUUAGCCAAAGUACUAAUGGACUCAUUACCUCGCUUACGCUACCAAGUACUGCAGAAAGUGGACUUUAUGGGCUUAACCAAAGUUUUACUAAUGAUCCCAAUCCACCAUCUGUGGUAUCAGAAGUGGUUGAACAGAUUUCCAAUGCCUCAAGUUCAUCAUCAUCUCCCAAGUCUGUGCUAGAGACAAAGUUAUCUAUUGAUCAAGCCUCCAUAUCAGGUUUUGAUCAAGAAAUGCAUGUGGGGCUUCAACAACCUGAAAGGGAGAUGGAAGAAAAUAAUAUGUUAAAUGGACUCCCACCUGAAAUUUUAAUACCAACCGUGCCUCAAAAUACACUACAUUUGAUGGAGGAUUCAACUGAUCGCCCAUCUAAUGGUGGAGAGUCUAAAAUAUUACAGGAUGCACCCAAUUAUUCAGGGAAGUCCAUCAAAGAAGAUAAUGUCCAUUGUAAUAUAAACAGUUCAGUCAGUAAUGAGAAGAAAGAAAAACUCAACUUACAAUCUACUGAAGAUGUUGAAGCUAAGGCCUUACUAUUAACUGACAAUAGUGUAGUGAUACUAGUGGAAGAAAAUGAGCAUUCAGGAGCCAUUAAAAGAAUUGAAGAGUUUGGAGAAUCAAUGAAAUCUAAGGAUACUGAAAACCCAUCAAUGCCAACCCCUAAGGAUAGCUUGGAAGCCACAGAAGUUGUUGAAGACAAAUUCGAUGUUUUCACUGCUUAUGAAGCUAAUGAUGUUCGCUCGUCAAGACCAAUGGAGCAAAAUAAUGAUUCAAACAUUUCUGUAACUUCUGUAGAAAGUAAGGAACCAUUUAGGGCUGACCCAGGGAGGUCCAUUGAAGAAGUUGAUAGCACUUCCAGUGAGUAUGAGUCAAUAGCCAAUGUGAUUCUUAGCAAGGAGGACUUGAGCUCUGGUGUUGGUGAAACUCAAUGUGAGUCCCAAAGAUUAAUAAGACCAAUUGUUGUCGUUGAACAAUCAGAAAACGCUGAGGUGAUUAAUCCAAGUUCAAUAAAAAAUGAAGGCAACUCCAAGAAAAUUACCGAAGCUGAAGAUGUGGGAGGAUCAUUGCAACUAGAAGGGAAGAAUGACAAUUUAACCGACACCAAAGAUAAUAAAGAACUAGAAAAUAAUAAUCAUGAGACCGUUAUAGACAUACUGAAGAGUAGUCAUGGCAAUGAUGGCUUGAACCAAGUAGAAAAAUAG
Camellia sinensis is the source of this 5581-nucleotide messenger RNA. NCBI's taxonomy places the organism in Eukaryota, Viridiplantae, Streptophyta, Magnoliopsida, Ericales, Theaceae. The record is from RefSeq and is a predicted model, not a curated record.